Drosophila kikkawai is the source of this 960-nucleotide messenger RNA. RefSeq names its product THO complex 7 (gene thoc7). The record is from RefSeq and is a predicted model, not a curated record. Lineage: Eukaryota; Metazoa; Arthropoda; Insecta; Diptera; Drosophilidae. Gene Ontology annotation, cellular component: THO complex part of transcription export complex. Gene Ontology annotation, biological process: mRNA processing.
CGAGUGUGACCGUACGCGGCAACUGUCGGAUGUUUUAGGCCCUUUUGAAGUGUGACAAGGUGGACGCCAGCUGGCCGGACUGGAUAAGUCAAGCGCCGAGAUGAACGACGAGGAAAUUAUAAAGCAGCGUCUACUGAUCGAUGGAGACGGCACUGGGGAGGACCGGCGCCUGAACAUGCUGCUCAAGCAGCUCCUUAAGUGGGCCAAUGGGAAGAACGACUCGCCGGAAACCUGCCAGAUCAUGCACGACCGCCUGAUGGCCCAUUUCGCCCAGUGCAAGCUGACUGCGAUGAAGAACGUGCAGACGCUGCAGAUGAUCAACGCCGAGGCGGAGCACUAUCGGCAGCUGGUGGGGCAACACGAGGAGAGCAUUGGCUUGGCCAAGGAGGAGAUCGAGGCCAGCAAGAAGGAGCUGAUCACCGCCAAGCAGAUUCGCAAGAACAAGAUGGAGUACGACCUGCUGGCCUCGCUCAUCGAGGAGCAGCCGGACCGCAACGGCACCCAGGGUCAGAUUGAGACGAUUCGGAAGGACAUCGAUGUGCUGGUGCAGAAGAAGCUCAAGAUGGAGCGCAAGUUCCAGAAGCGCCGCAACGACUUCACCCUGCUUAUGUACACCAUCCACGAGCUGGAGCAGCAGCUGGAGCAGGAAAACAGCUCCUCAUCGUCCUCUUCGUCCUCCAGCGACCACGAAGCGGGCUCCGAGCCGGAUCUUGACGACAACGGCAUAAUGGAGGUCAGCGACGAGGACGACGACCUGGCCAGUAUUAGCCCCACCAAGUUCGACGGUGUGCGCGGUGAGCCAAAGAUCGCCUCCGCCUCCACAGAGGACUCCAAGGCCAUGUCCUUGGAGGAGGAUGCUGUGCUGGAGCUGAGCAUAGACAAGGACGAGCAUGACGUGGAUGUGGCAGUGGCCAGUUAGAGGCGAAGAAAUUAAAUAAAAUGCUAAAUCUCUGAAAUUUA